Aureobasidium namibiae CBS 147.97 is the source of this 1848-nucleotide messenger RNA. RefSeq names its product acetyl-CoA synthetase-like protein. Gene Ontology annotation, biological process: fatty acid metabolic process. Bases 1 to 1848 code for a protein of 615 amino acids. Gene Ontology annotation, molecular function: medium-chain fatty acid-CoA ligase activity. The transcript is spliced from 7 exons. NCBI's taxonomy places the organism in Eukaryota, Fungi, Ascomycota, Dothideomycetes, Dothideales, Saccotheciaceae. The record is from RefSeq and is a predicted model, not a curated record.
AUGCAUCUGUUACGACCCCUUCGGCACUCGGUAGCGGCCACCAGAACAUCGUCCAUACGCAUUGCGAGGACCUCUGUGGCAUUCUCGAAGCCCCAUUCGACUCGUGGGCUCUUGACCCAGUCACGAGAUCGUGGAUCUAGUGAUCCUCCAUUAAUCACGCAGACCAUACCUGAGUACUUCAGGGAUGUAGUUAGCGAGCAUGGCGAUAGACCUGCAGUGAUAGCUCGCCAUCAGAACGCUACUUUGACCUAUCAAGACCUGGAUAUUCAGAGCGAUGCUCUCGCGCGAGGACUUGAGAGGCAGGGUGUGCGAAAAGGUGAUCGAGUGGCCGUAAUGCUCGGGAAUGGAGUCGAAUACUGUGUCGCUACGUAUGCACUCUUCAAGCUUGGUGCAAUGCUCGUACCUCUGAAUCCUGCAUUCAACGCUCUACAAAUCACUUCAGCCCUUACUCACCUUGAGGCUUCGCACCUCAUCAUAUCCUCCGAAAUUAACCUGCCUUACAAAGCGCCGAGAUCAGUCAUGCCGUUACUCGCACACCUGAUCCCUGACAUGAAGAGAUCGAAGAUGGAGUCGGAAGCCGUCUCCAGCUUGAAGGGUGUUAUCGUGGUUGAGAAUUCGAGCGGUCGAGUAGAUACUGAAGCGUUUGGAGCACUGAAUAGCUAUACAGAUGUGCUUCGAGAUGGGGAAGGUAAAACGUUGGCGCCGAAGAUGUUGGAUGCGAAUGAUGUGGUCAACAUCCAGUUCACGUCUGGCACGACGAGUAUGCCGAAAGCUGCAUGCUUGACGCACCGCUCUGUUCUGAACAACGGCAAGAGCAUUGGUGACAGGAUGCUCUUGACACACAGAGAUAUCGUCUGUUGUCCGCCACCUCUGUUCCACUGUUUCGGAGCCGUAUUAGGAUACAUGGCCACAAGCACACACGGCAGCGCCAUUGUCUUGCCUUCCGAAUCUUUCAACGCUGAAGCUACUUUGCGUGCAGUACAAGAGAACGCAUGCACGGCACUCUAUGGCGUACCUACCAUGUUCAUCAGCGAGCUGGAGUUGCUGGCUUCUGGUACAGUACCAUACGAAGGCUUCUCCCAGCUGCGCACAGGCAUUGCGGCAGGCAGUAGCAUCCCAGCUGCUUUGAUGAGCAAACUCCACGAUGUGCUUGGACUAACUCAACUGACGAUCUGCUAUGGUAUGACGGAGACCAGUCCAGUCAGUGCAAUGACAACGACCGAUGACCCGAUGUGGGCUCGCAUCGAAACCGUAGGACGACUGCUUCCACACGUGGAAGCCAAAGUCGUAGGUGCAGACGGCAAGAUCUUACCACCGAAUGUCCGCGGCGAACUUGCUGUGGCUGGCUAUUUGGUCAUGAAAGAAUACUGGGGUGACGAAGCUCGUACUCGAGAGGCGAUCCAACCAGACGAAGAAGGUAUUCUCUGGAUGCACACAGGCGAUGAAGCCAGCAUGGAUGAGAAGGGAUAUGUGCGCAUCACUGGACGCAUCAAAGAUCUCAUCAUCCGCGGUGGCGAGAACAUUCAUCCUCUGGAAAUCGAGAACGCUAUUCUCAAACUCCCGUCUGUGACGGAUGUCUCUGUGGUAGGCUUGCCAGAUCCCAAGUACGGCGAAGUGGUCGCAGCAUUUAUCAUGCCGAAGAACGCAAACGCGAAUGAAGAAGAGAAAGCGAAAACCGCCAGAGAAAUCAGGAAAUGGGUCAAGGAGACGUUGAGUCCGCACUUGGUGCCAAAGUACAUCUUUUGGUCCGAGGGCUGGCCGAAGACAGCAUCUGGGAAGAUCCAAAAGUUCAAGUUGAGAGAGACAGGUGUCGAACUUGCCGAAGGUGGGCAUGGGCUGGAUACUUGA